Quercus robur (English oak) is the source of this 795-nucleotide messenger RNA. RefSeq names its product NAC domain-containing protein 72-like. The transcript has a single exon. Gene Ontology annotation, molecular function: DNA binding. The record is from RefSeq and is a predicted model, not a curated record. The coding region runs from base 1 to 795 and encodes 264 amino acids. Gene Ontology annotation, biological process: regulation of DNA-templated transcription. Lineage: Eukaryota; Viridiplantae; Streptophyta; Magnoliopsida; Fagales; Fagaceae.
AUGAAGAUGAAGGUGGGUUUUCGAUUUGAUCCGAGGGAUGAGAAUUUGAUAAACUUCUUGAAGAACGAGGUAAGGGGUCAUCAACAGCGGCACCUAAAUCAUUUUGUUGUCAAGGAUUGUGAGGUAUAUGGCGAAAUUCCUCCAUGGGAAAUAUAUGAUUCUCAUACACACUACCAUUUACACACCUUCGGCCGAAAACUCUUCGUGUUCGCCAACCUCAAAACAACCGGCAAUCGUGUGUGCAGGGCUGCCUCUUGUGGAACCUGGCUUGCAAAAGGCAAGCCCAGAAGAAUCCUUGAUUCUCAGGGAAAUCUUAUUGGGAUCGACAGGAUGCUCAAUUUUAAGGCCAAGGAUCAUGAUUCGGGCAAAUUCAAUAAGACUAAUUGGAUAAUGCACGAGUUCUCCCUUGCAAAUCAAGAAUCUCCUAGAACCAACACAGUCCUCUGUGUUAUCUAUAAACAAAAUAAAGGGUCAGAUUAUGAGGAGGCCAAAGGAAGAGUUUCUACUGCUGCUGCUGAAGAGGUCUCAAUUUUCAAUACAACUGCUGUGAUGUCACUUGAACAGGAAGAAGCCCAAGCCCAACAACACAGAAAAAGACUGUGCCUUGAGCCUAAUGCUGGCCCUGAUGCAGAUGUUUAUUCGCAUGAAGAACUUGCUGCAAGGUUGGAUAACACAUCCCCGGAUGAAGCAUUGAGCCAAAUAUUUUCUGAUUUACCACCCUUGGUUGAACUAUGCAGUCAAUCCGAAUCUGACCCUGUUGCUUAUGCUGAUCUGAUGAAGAGAUUGCUGCAUUAA